Molecule: messenger RNA, 4936 nt
Organism: Choloepus didactylus (southern two-toed sloth)
Lineage: Eukaryota; Metazoa; Chordata; Mammalia; Pilosa; Megalonychidae
Gene: PCSK1
Product: proprotein convertase subtilisin/kexin type 1
Exons: 14
Coding region: 1-2262 (753 amino acids)
Biological process (GO): protein processing
Cellular component (GO): Golgi membrane; trans-Golgi network
Molecular function (GO): serine-type endopeptidase activity
Source: RefSeq, a predicted model, not a curated record
AUGGAGUGGAAAGCCUGGACUCUACAGUGUACUGUUUUCGCCCUCUUUUGCGCUUGGUGUGCAUUGAACAGUGUAGGAGCGAAGAGGCAGUUUGUCAAUGAAUGGGCAGCAGAGAUUCCCGGGGGACCAGAGGCAGCCUCGGCCAUUGCAGAGGAGCUGGGCUAUGACCUUUUGGGUCAGAUUGGAUCACUUGAAAAUCACUACUUAUUCAAACAUAAAAACCAUCCCCGAAGGUCUCGAAGGAGCGCCCUUCAUAUCACUAAGAGGUUAUCAGAUGAUGAUCGUGUGAUAUGGGCUGAGCAACAGUAUGAAAAAAAGAGAAGUAAACGCUCAGCUCUGAGAGACUCAGCACUAAAUCUCUUCAAUGAUCCAAUGUGGAAUCAGCAGUGGUACUUGCAAGAUACAAGGAUGACUGCAGCUCUGCCAAAGCUGGAUCUCCAUGUGAUACCUGUUUGGCAAAAAGGCAUCACAGGCAAAGGAGUUGUUAUCACUGUACUGGAUGAUGGCUUGGAAUGGAAUCACACAGAUAUCUAUGCCAAUUAUGAUCCAGAGGCUAGCUAUGACUUUAAUGAUAAUGACCAUGAUCCAUUUCCCAGAUAUGAUCCCACAAAUGAGAACAAACAUGGAACCAGAUGUGCAGGAGAAAUUGCCAUGCAAGCAAAUAAUCGCAAGUGUGGAGUCGGAAUUGCAUACAAUUCUAAAGUUGGAGGCAUAAGAAUGCUGGAUGGCAUCGUGACCGAUGCUAUUGAGGCCAGUUCAAUUGGAUUCAAUCCUGGACAUGUGGAUAUUUACAGUGCAAGUUGGGGUCCUAAUGAUGAUGGGAAAACUGUGGAGGGGCCUGGAAGGCUAGCCCAGAAGGCUUUUGAAUAUGGUGUCAAACAGGGGAGACGAGGAAAGGGCUCCAUCUUCGUCUGGGCUUCCGGGAAUGGGGGCCGCCAGGGGGAUAACUGUGACUGUGAUGGGUACACGGAUAGCAUCUACACCAUCUCCAUCAGCAGUGCAUCCCAGCAGGGCCUGUCUCCCUGGUACGCUGAGAAGUGCUCCUCGACACUCGCCACAUCUUACAGCAGCGGGGAUUAUACCGACCAGCGAAUUACCAGCGCCGACCUGCACGACGACUGCACCGAGACGCACACGGGCACUUCGGCCUCCGCACCCCUGGCUGCCGGCAUCUUCGCUCUGGCCCUGGAAGCCAACCCAAAUCUCACCUGGCGAGAUAUGCAACACUUGGUUGUCUGGACAUCUGAAUAUGACCCACUGGCUAAUAACCCUGGAUGGAAAAAGAAUGGAGCAGGCCUGAUGGUGAAUAGCCGAUUUGGAUUUGGGCUGUUAAAUGCCAAGGCAUUGGUGGAUUUAGCUGAUCCCAGGAUCUGGACCAGCGUGCCUGAGAAGAAAGAGUGUGUUGUAAAGGACAAUGACUUUGAGCCCAGAGCCCUGAAAGCUAAUGGAGAAGUUAUAAUUGAAAUUCCAACAAGAGCUUGUGAAGGACAAGAAAAUGCUAUCAAUUCCCUGGAGCAUGUGCAAUUUGAAGCAACAAUUGAAUAUUCUCGCAGAGGAGACCUACAUGUCACACUCACUUCUGCUGCUGGAACCAGUACUGUACUUUUGGCUGAAAGAGAACGGGAUACUUCUCCUAAUGGCUUUAAGAAUUGGGACUUCAUGUCUGUUCACACGUGGGGAGAAGAUCCCAUAGGCACCUGGACAUUGCGAAUUACAGACAUGUCUGGAAGAAUGCAAAAUGAAGGAAGAAUCGUGAACUGGAAGCUGAUUUUGCAUGGGACCUCUUCUCAGCCAGAGCACAUGAAACAGCCUCGUGUAUACACAUCCUACAACACCGUUCAGAAUGACAGAAGAGGGGUGGAGAAGGUGGUGGACUCAGGGGAGGAGCAGCCCACACUUGCGAGCCUGAAUGAGAACCCCCAGGUGUCCAAAAGCCCCAGCAGUGGCAGCGUGGGGGGCAGAAGGGAGGAGAUGAUGGAGGGAGCCACUUCUGAGGCCAUGCUGCGGCUUCUUCAAAGUGCUUUCAGCAAAAACUUGCCUCCAAAGCAGUCACCAAAGAAGUCUCCAAGUGCAAAGCUUAACAUCCCCUACAAAAAUUUCUAUGAAGCCCUGGAAAAGCUGAACAAACCUUCCCAGCUUAAAGACUCCGAGGAUAGUCUGUAUAAUGACUAUGUCGAUGUUUUUUAUAACACAAAACCUUACAAACAUAGAGAUGACCGUCUGCUUCAAGCUCUGGUGGACAUUUUGAAUGAGGAAAAUUGAAAUAAGGUCCUGAGUUGGAAAUAUUCAUACUUCUUCCUGCCCUGUAAAUUUUGCCUGUGUCUGAAGUGGUUGUUUUGUCAUUGACCCUUAUGGUUAUUAUAUCUUUUGUGAUACUUUUUCUCCUCAAACUGUACAUUUGAAGGGGAUGAGCUCAAGAAGGAAAUUUAUCUCUCUGAAUUGAUCAUAGCACUUUCAAAAUCCAUCUUCGCUGCCUGCACAAGUAAUGGGUUUCUUCUUUAUGGAGUCACAAUUCACAUGUGUUCCUCACACCACCCAAGAAUGCCUCCUUGGGCCCAUUCAUUUCAUUUCUCAAAAGGAAAGGCAAAACUUGGGCAAUAGAUUGAUUUGGAAAACUAAACUGCAAAGAAAAAGAGAGAAAGAAACCUGUUGCUGUAGCUUGUUCCAUCUUUGCCAAAGGGUUCUUCAAAUAUGGAUGCCAAGGAAGCGUUUAGAAAGCCUCUCACGACAGAAUUCACAGUUAGACCUGUGGUCUUUCUACUUCAAAGCACUACUCAUUCAAGGGGUAGCAGUCUUGUCAUUUGGGGAAAAGCUGGAUGAUCUUAGACCUUGAAAUUUGUGUUAUCUGAUUUGAGCAGCUUUAGAAUGUUCCUAUUUGCUUGGUGUACCAUGCAGAGGUCUCCGUGGGUCCAAAGAUGAUUGUGACACAUGCUGGGUGCUCAAAUCUUACUCUCAUGGCCCUUCUUCUGAAGUGUUCCUUACCUGCCUCCUUUCUCAGCCACAAACUAAAUAUUGAGAGAACUAAUUUAUGCCACUUUCUCAGAACAAAUUUUAGUUGGGGCUUGGCAAAUACCUAGUCACACUUUUGUUUUAAACAGUAAUAACAGGAAACCAUUCAUAAUGAGGAGCACCAAUGUAAGUAACAGGAAUACAUUCAUAAUGUGGAGAACCAAUGGGAGCUUUUGUUUGUUUUGGUAUUUUUGUGUUUUAAGCUUUGUACCUUAGAACAGGUUUUCCUGGAUUUUUGAAACUAAGUUCAUUUCUUGACCCUGAAGACUGUUCUCCAACCUGAGCAGCUGAUAGUAUCCAAAUGUUCACCGAAUCACUUCCAAUCUUGAAAUCAGAGGACACAAACUGGCAAUCCACAGGCCUCAAUUGUCUCUCUAACAGAUUUUGUUUGGUAGGCAGAAUGUUUUAAAAAUUUGAGUUAAAAUUGAAAAAAUGAGAUUUUGCAUAGAAACCUGGUUCUCAGGCCCAUCUUUCCUCAUGGCGACAGCUGGAGCUGAGCAGUGGCUGCCUAACCUGGUUAGAGAGGAGGCACCCCCUGCGGCACCCUGCUGCAUGCUACCUUACAGGGCCACCUUACUUGUUACUUGUCAGGAUCCCAUAGGCAUUUGAUUUUGCACACCCCUGCACUACAAGAAUGUGCGCAAAGUUUAAAUGUCUUUGUGGAAAGAAACAUCCUCAAUUUCUUUCAGGCAGGAUCUGUACAAUCAUCAAUAAUUAUGAGAAUUUGCCAUGAUCUAGUUCAGUUAGGUUGAAUUUAUAGGGAGACAUAAAGGUAUUUUAGGCCCCUGGAAGUAGCCCUGAAAUCUAGUUUUACAUAUUCAUUAAUCUCAACUGGAUGGUGAUUUGUACUAAUCCAAUUAAUUGCCAACUCCCUAGCCUCCCGCUCUCUCUGUGCUCACCAAGGCCUAGUCACUUUUAAUGCCGGCAUUUUCCCAUUGAGUCUGUUGUUUGCAAUCCUUCCAUAAAGUUGGAACUACAGAAGGCCACACUUGACGUUGAGCUGUUCCAAGAAGGCACUAGGGACUGUCACCUGUUUUGGCUUGAAGUGUGGUGGGGCAAACAUUCGCUCCCUAUCCUACCAUUUGAAUUUGUGCAGAAGGAGAGUAUUUGCAGAGCCCAGAGGCUGUUCACUUAAAAGAAAUACAGUAUCUCAUCCUUAGAAAUUUCACAUUGUUUCAUGUAAAGUGUAGAAUGUUGAAUAUUGUAGCAUAUCAAAAAGUGUUAAAGUUGAAAAAGACCAGAACAUUAGGAGUUUAAUUUUCAAGUAAAUUUCAAGUAAAAAAAACAAAAACAAAAACUGAGGUCCAAAAACAUCAAUAAAUGGUAACAAAUGAAAGACCUGGGACUAAAACUCUUCCUUUCCGCAUUCCUAAUCCAGUGCUAAAUGUAUGGCACUUUCUUAUUAAUCCUUUCUAACAGUAACUUUUCCUGGUUAAAAUGCUGAUCAACUCAUUGGGUUGUAGCCAAAAUUUCACUCUAGAGAAGCUUUAAUAGUGAAAUAAAAUUGUGUUUGAUUGUUUCCAACCUGGAGUAUAUUGUUCAGAUGCAAAAUAUUUUUAUUGUCAGUCUUUCGUAGUGCCUGUGUGGAUUUUUGUGAAAAUGUAUGAGAGGAAACAUUAAAUAUUUCCCUUGGAAUUUUAAACUAUAUUUUCUUUACAGGUAUUUAUAAUGUACCAAUGCUUUUAUCAAACAGAAUUUUAAAAGGCAUAUUAAAUUAUAUUAAAGAACCAAAAGUUUUCUUGAGAAUAAGAAAGUUUGAUCUAAUAAAAUAUUUUUUGAAAGGCAUGUUCCUCUGUCAAUGAAAAAAAGUAUAUGUAUGUGUUGUGAUAUUAAAAGUGACAUUUGUCUAAAUAGCUGAAUAUAGUGUGUUAGCUGAGUUUAACCUGUGUGUACUUAAGGGAACUCUCACAUUAUACACUCGAUGUAU